This is a messenger RNA of Culex quinquefasciatus (southern house mosquito), 920 nucleotides long. RefSeq lists its product as uncharacterized. Lineage: Eukaryota; Metazoa; Arthropoda; Insecta; Diptera; Culicidae. The transcript is spliced from 2 exons. The coding region runs from base 434 to 757 and encodes 107 amino acids. The record is from RefSeq and is a predicted model, not a curated record.
CCACUAGACUUCGGCCGCAACAACAACAAAAAAUAGGGAGCCCUUAUAAAAGCAAGCCGGUUCGGCGUCACUCCAUCCAAUAGAACCUCAACCGUUUGCCACAUCAGAUCUCGCCCGAGACCUGUUCUCUUGAAGCGCGUAGACUCGUAUUUAAGAACGUACAAAAAGUAGCAACUUGUUACCGCCGCGCGCGUGCCAAGUGAUCAUUCCAAAUACUCCACAUCUAAGGAUCGCCCUGAACUCGGUGGUGUGAAAAUAAUCGCGUCGAGAUAAUUGAUUUGAUUAAACCUCGCGAGCCACAGCGUAGUUGCUAAUUGAUAGCUGUCGUUGAAGAUCGCGUUGCAGCAGCCCGAAGUGAUCUUGGCCAGACCUUUUAAAGGCAACCAACAAACCGUCUAAGACCCCGCAUAAACAAGUGAGACCUUCUUAAGACAUGAGGUCGCUCCACUCGUUGCUGGCAGCCCUGGCCGCCGUGCUGCUGCUGGUGACCGCGAUGGUCCACGCGACGCCGGUUCUGCUGGACAAGCUGUUUGGCUUUGCGGCGUAUCAACCGUCGUAUUCCGGUGGAGGUGGUGGUGGCGGUUACGGUGGAAACCAGUACGGAUACUACGGCGGUGGGGGUGGAGCGGUCAGUAGGACGGCGAAACCCCGACCCAAGGGACGCUCGUACAAGGAGAUCUGCCGCGUGCUGAAUCCGACGCCGUACGCGCUGCCCGGAAGUAUACCCGCGGCCGGGGCGCCCUUUUGUCCGUACUAAAGUGUAGAUUAAGGGGUAGCAAUGAGCGAUUCUCUCUUCAUCAGUUGUGUAUGUUCCUUUGUGCGAGUGGCAGUGUCUAGUGAGUACGAUUAUGUGUAAUGUUAAGGUGCAUUUUAGUGAUAAGGAAAAAGUGCAAAUAAACUAGAGCUUAACUUAAAUUUAG